CACGAGAGACACCAAGAGAGAAGCAGAGGCGGUAAACAUUAUCCAGACACGGAUCCUGGCUUCCACUGCCGCGCCUUCCAAAAGGGCGAGACCAACCUUUGCAAACCCCGCAUUUUGCAGGCGAGCACGACUUCAUCGCAGAAAUGUCCACCACUGUGACAGAAUGCGGAAACGUGAGGAUCAUCUCGAAAGUCGUUCAGCCAGGCCAGCAGGAAGCAGGCACAGCAAAUACGUCAGGAGCUACUGUCACUGUAUCGCACGGUGCAUCAACCUAUAGCAAAAACACCAAGAAUAUGCUUCCCAAGGCCCUUGGGACUGUGCAGAUCGUCGUGGGGGCUAUAGAGAUAUGUUUUGGAGUUGCCCUGACAGUAGCAGAAGAAGAUUCAAAGACCCUGACUGUGAAGAGUGGGGUCUACUUCUGGUUCGGGAUCUUGCUCCUGAUCUCUGGGUCAUUGUUGGUGGAAAUGGAGAAAAGAGAUCUUCAAUGGCUGGUGAAAGCUUGCUCCGCUGCCAACUUGCUAGUUUGUGUUGCUGCAUUGGUUGCUGUAAUCCUCCAUAGUACUGAGAUUGCACAAACCCGUCAACAAGACUUGUGUCAUGAUCCUGAUACUCAUGAUGGUCAUUGCUCUGUUCAGGUGCUGAUAUAUGGUCUGAACGCGGUGUUUAUCGUCUUUACACUUCUUGAACUGUUCAUAGCUGUGGCUGCCCUGGUAGUUGGAUCCAGAUCUGCACAACAACAACUCUAUCGGCAGAUGGCAUCGUGAUAAGGCUUCUCUUGGAACUUCUUGUCACAUCAUUUUCAGCAAUUAUAGAGGUCUUUCUUGCUUAGAGCUACACAGCUCUGAACUUCUUGCAGAUACUUCACCUUUUCCAAGAUGGACUGCAGGAAUCCUGCUAAUCUCUUGCCUGGCUUUCUUUAGAAAGAGAAAACAAACUAUAAACUUGCCUGUGACUCUCCUCUAUGGGUCCUGCCACAUAAGCUGAAAAGAAGCUUUUCCAAAUCCAAGACAUCUCUUCACUUUUGUGCAUUAUCAAGAGAGGGAAAUCUCUAUACCUUUUUAAAAGUUUACAUUUGGGGCCUUUCCUGUCUGUUCCUGGAAGACAACAGUCUGAUCUCUAAAUUCUCCUGGGUUUGGUGAGGAGAGAGAGCCCAAACAGAUUUGUCUGUGCUUAUUCCAACAUGAAAUUUAGGUUUGUGGUAAUGAAAUGGACACUGUGGUGAUGAGACUCAUAUAAAAACACACACUAUAUUGGAAGGGAAAGAGCUGUGAAUUUUUCAAGAAAAUAUCUAGCUCUUUGUGCUGGUUAGAAAACUGCUUGUGGAUCUUUCUGCAGGGAAGACUGAUGAGGGUUUUUAAUGAAUGCACAACACAUAUUCUUCCACAGGAACAGUUCACAUUAAAUCAAGCAUUCUCACACUGGAAAACAUUUGAUCAGCAUCUCAGCCUGUCUGCAACCAGGGAAGAAAGGUAGAUUAAGUCUUCACCCACAUACCAACCACUCUAUCCCUUCCAUUCUUCAGGUUGCCCUGGUACCCUAAUGCAGCAAUCUUGUACACACCUGGGAGUACAUCACGUUGAAACCAAUUGCUCUUACCUCUAAGUAGACAUGCAUACAAUUGCACUGUAAUGCUGCAAUCUUAUAGACGCUUAAUAUCGGAAUAAAUACCAAUGAAGAAUGUGA
Messenger RNA from Lacerta agilis (Sand lizard), 1683 nucleotides. RefSeq names its product membrane spanning 4-domains A15 (gene MS4A15). NCBI's taxonomy places the organism in Eukaryota, Metazoa, Chordata, Lepidosauria, Squamata, Lacertidae. The coding region runs from base 144 to 764 and encodes 206 amino acids. Gene Ontology annotation, cellular component: membrane. The transcript has 7 exons. The record is from RefSeq and is a predicted model, not a curated record.